GGAAGGAAACACGUCAGGCACGAAGGAAGGAGAAGUCCAGAAACUAAAGAAAAGCCGAUCGAGCGCAGAUAGAAAAACGAGUAUAGAUAUAUCUAUAGAUACAACAGACAGGGAGGGACCUGUAUCUAUCUAUUUAUAUCUAUUACAACCAAAAUUAUACAAAAUGAUUCGAAGAAAAAUUUUAUUUUUCUUCAUUGUAAUCCAUAUAUUCAUCAUCACAAUUGGGAUUGCGGAAUCUGCAGAUGCAUCUCAGGUCAGAUGCAGCAACAGAUGCGUAGCAGAAAACUGUAAUUCAAUUGGGAUUAGAUACGGCAAGUAUUGUGGCGUUGGAUGGACAGGGUGUCCGGGCGAAAAACCGUGUGAUGAUCUUGAUGCUUGUUGUCAAAUUCAUGAUGAUUGUGUCGAAAAAAAAGGUAUGACUAGUGUGAAAUGCCACGAGAAGUUCAAGCGCUGCAUAAAAAGAGUUCAUAAAUCCGGAAAGGCAGGGUUUUCAAAGGAUUGCCCAUAUGACACUGCAGUGCCUACAAUGCAGCAGGGUAUGGACAUGGCCAUCUUAUUUAGUCAGUUUGGUAACUCUAAGCUUGAACUCUAAUUGGUUAGUCUUUUGAUUGUGUAAGAUUAGACAUGAGCUCAACAUCAUUCUUUUGUAAAAGUGACAUCAGAAAUUCAAUUUUUGGUUGUACUUAUGUAUUAGAAAGUUGCCUUAGCAAUUGGGCUGGAUUUUUUACUUUUAAUAUGCCGAGUUGGGUUGAAA
Messenger RNA from Erigeron canadensis, 754 nucleotides. Its product is annotated as probable phospholipase A2 homolog 1. The record is from RefSeq and is a predicted model, not a curated record. NCBI's taxonomy places the organism in Eukaryota, Viridiplantae, Streptophyta, Magnoliopsida, Asterales, Asteraceae. The coding region runs from base 164 to 592 and encodes 142 amino acids. Gene Ontology annotation, molecular function: calcium ion binding; A2-type glycerophospholipase activity. Gene Ontology annotation, biological process: lipid catabolic process; pollen tube growth; arachidonate secretion. The transcript has 4 exons.